AGAAGAGCAUGUCCGCAACUCGAGCCAAGAAAGUGAAGAUGGCCACCAAAUCAUGCCCCGAAUGCGACCAACAGGUUCCUGUUGCAUGUAAAUCGUGCCCCUGUGGUUACAUAUUUAUUAGCAGAAAACUUUUAAAUGCAAAACAUUCAGAGAAAUCACCAUCUUCUACAGAAAACAAGCAUGAGGCCAAGAGGAGGCGAACAGAGAGAGUUAGGCGAGAGAAGAUAAAUUCUACAGUAAAUAAGGAUUUAGAAAACAGAAAGAGGUCUCGAAGUAACAGCCAUUCAGAUCAUAUCAGACGAGGAAGAGGAAGACCUAAAAGUGCAUCUGCCAAAAAACAUGAGGAAGAAAGAGAGAAACAGGAAAAGGAAAUUGACAUCUAUGCUAACCUCUCUGAUGAAAAGGCUUUCGUGUUUUCAGUCGCCUUGGCAGAAAUAAAUAGAAAAAUUAUCAAUCAAAGACUUAUUCUCUGAUACUUGUCUGCAAAAUCUAUUGAAACUUUCUUCAGGAUUACAUCAGCAAAGUCUCAAACAGUUACGGACUCUCAGGAGCAUUCUGAAUGCAUCAGUAAGGGCCACUGAUUGUUUUUUCCCCUCAAUGGACACUCCACGUCAUUUAGCCUGUGUCACACUUUGGGAGCAAAACUGUAGACUUGGACUGUUCUGGGAUUUCCUUAUUUACCAAGGAGCAUUGUCAGUGUUCUGUGUUUGAAAUAUAAGUAUGUGUAUUUACCUUUUUACAAAAUGCUGGAUGGAUAUUAAGGGUAAAGGGGUGGGAUCGGGUUGGAGGUAUGAAAAAUAGGGAAAUAAAAUACUUGAUAAUUUUCAGGUUUGCCACUAGAGAUGCAAUAUUUUAAAUACUUUCAGAAAGAGUGACUUUUAAAUAUAUAUAUUUCAGAUUUUCAGCACUAAUAGAUCACAAUUCAUUUACCUUUAAUAAAUUGGCAAUGGAUAUUUUAUUGAAUGGGGAAUUAAGAAUAUAAACUAUAAAUUUUGUCUGAAAUUGAUUGUUUUUCCUUUGGCCUUUAUAUUUAUGACUUAAGGUUAUGAGUUCUAUCUUGGGAAAUGAUUUCUAGACAUUCUGGAAGUUUGGGUGCUAUAUGAAGAAAAAUACCAUACUGAAGAGAUAUAUACCUUGUUUUCUUGAAUGUAAUUUAUUUAUUGGUUAUUUUUUUUCUGCUCUCAAGAUGGUGCCUGUUAAUCUAAACAUACAUAUAUUUAUUACAUAUAAAAUAUUUCUUAGAUAGCCACUUUUAAGCAGUAAUGUUUUAUCUGAAUGGAUAAAUUAUCAUCCUGAUAAUUAUUUAAAUUGUUACUUAACUUCACUCUGGAAGAAAAAAAUAAACCUUAAUAUUGAAAC
Molecule: messenger RNA, 1359 nt
Organism: Orycteropus afer afer
Lineage: Eukaryota; Metazoa; Chordata; Mammalia; Tubulidentata; Orycteropodidae
Gene: HDIP1
Product: chromosome unknown C16orf87 homolog
Source: RefSeq, a predicted model, not a curated record